This is a messenger RNA of Lottia gigantea (owl limpet), 1033 nucleotides long. RefSeq lists its product as hypothetical. The record is from RefSeq and is a predicted model, not a curated record. Gene Ontology annotation, molecular function: phenylpyruvate tautomerase activity. Bases 225 to 590 code for a protein of 121 amino acids. The transcript has 3 exons. NCBI's taxonomy places the organism in Eukaryota, Metazoa, Mollusca, Gastropoda, Lottiidae.
GGUUAUUGCUCAUGUGCACUUUUUAGUGUUAUAUCUAAAAUCUAAAAACAUAAAUCCCUUUUCAAAUCUAGAGCAAAGUCUAUUGUGUUACGUGUGUAUUUUUAACAGUACGAAGUCCACGUCAAAGUGACAUAGGCCUUUUACUAAUUACUUAUUAUUAGAUUGUAAUAAGUGACAGUAUAUUCGGUGAAGGUAUAUUCAGUGACGGCACUUGAAAUUUCAAAAUGCCGAUGUUUAUACUUUACACAAAUUUACCCUCUGCAAAUUUGCCUAGUGACUUUUUAACUGAAACAUCCAAGAUUGUGGCCACGGCAUUAAACAAACCAGAAUCGUUUGUAGCUGUCAGGAUACACUGUGAUGUUAAAAUGAUACAUGCUGGUAGUGAUGAACUGUGUGGUUCCGCUGAAUUACAGAGUAUUGGUGCAUUAGGUGUGGAGGAAAAUAAAGUUCUCUCUUGUACACUGGCAGAACAUCUGGAAAAGACAUUGGGACUGAAGCCAGACAGAUACUACAUUAAAUUCACAGAUAUGCAAAGAUCAGAAGUUGGAUUCAAGAAAACAACAUUUGAUGAAUUGCUUGGUAAAAAAUAAGUAUUAUAAAAUAAAUUAUAUCAUUAUCUUUGUCAUUUGAAAAGUGUAAUUUGCUGGUAUUGUCCACUGACAAUUUCCCCUGAGAAUCACUAGGAAAUGAAAUGGAUGGAGUUUUACUUUCUGCACCAUAUUGGGCUAAUGAAGCGUGCAAUGAGCAUUGAAGGAAAUUUUGCCAGGACAGAGGUAUUAGCCUACUCUUUUUCAGUUUCCAACUGUCGGGGAUCUUUAACGUGCGCAGUCUGUAGCACACAGAGCCUUUAAGAAAGAAAGAAAGAAACAAACAAUUAGCCUAUAUUUUACAAGGAUAACAACUUUGGUUCACAGUUUAGGAUCCUUUCCAGGAUUUACAGAUGGGCUGUCUGGAAUUAUGAGUGAACAUGACUUAUUCCAGGUCAUUGGACCUUCAUGUACUGAUGAGAUCGGAAUCCACAGAAGCCUUUUGC